Postia placenta MAD-698-R-SB12 is the source of this 3102-nucleotide messenger RNA. RefSeq lists its product as hypothetical. Bases 1 to 3102 code for a protein of 1033 amino acids. The transcript has 14 exons. The record is from RefSeq and is a predicted model, not a curated record. NCBI's taxonomy places the organism in Eukaryota, Fungi, Basidiomycota, Agaricomycetes, Polyporales, Adustoporiaceae. Gene Ontology annotation, molecular function: sequence-specific DNA binding; DNA-binding transcription factor activity. Gene Ontology annotation, biological process: regulation of DNA-templated transcription.
AUGCAGACGCGCAUGCACGCGAUCCAGGAUCCCGCCAUCUCUGGGCCGAACGGCGAUGGGAAUGGAGGGACGGCGCCGGCGGAAGCGCGAGGGUAUGGGCGUGGUUGCGACAUUUUGAUCUUGAUGAAGCCGGGCAAACCCGUCCUGGGUACUGACGGGACACAUGCAGAGCCCGACGGCCUGCGAGAGCGCUAUCGGCAGGGUCCGCAGAAUGUCUAUCUCACCUGGAGCUUCGAAGACACAAGCGAUUGGGACGCCGAAGACGUAGAGCAAACGGCCGCAGCCGGGGUUACUGCUCAGCGAGUGGAGUGGGUAGGAGUAGUGGGUGAUCUGUCCCAGCAGCAGGGCCACCAGCAGUGGCAGCAGGCGAGUCACCUCAUGCCGCCCGCCCCGCCACAUCCCGCGUCCGCCUUCCCCUCCCCGUCCGCCCCCACUUCGGGCAAUCCGCUCAGUGAGCAGCCUUACUCGACCUAUUAUCAACAGCACUCCCAACCUGCCGCCGUUUCAGCACAGCAGACGCCUACCCUUGUCGACACCAUGUCCGCAGAUCGCGUCGUAGACCGCUCGUCCCUCUCGCUGAAUCUCUCGUCCCUCUCGGUAACGUCCCCUUCUGCGAUGUCUCCAAUCAACCCCUCCCCGCAUCCGUCCACCCAGGCAUCUACGCAUGUCUCGCCGAUUACCCCCAUCAGUCCCUCUGGCCUCCACGCGCCCUCCCACCACCACGCGCAUCACCACCACCACGUUCAGCAGCCAUUCGGCUUCGCCGCCCCUGAUCAUGGUGGCAUGCGCUACGAUGACACGCACUACGACUACACGCGCCGGCUCACCAGCAGCCGAUCGUCCUCAUCAUCGGAAAAGUCCGUUCCCCGAAAGCGGAGCUUCGGCACCGUGCCUGCACUCUCAACGUCCGUUGAGGAGCCUGCCUACGAUCAGACAAUGGAUGCGUCUCCGUACGACGAGGUGGAGAUGUCUUAUCCUGGCCUUGAUGCGGAGAACAGUCCGAUUGACGGAAGUACGAGCGGCGGAGAACAAGACGAUCAUAUGAAGCCGAUGGAGGCACAGAUUCCUUCAAGUAACGCGAGCACGCAUACAGGGAUGUCUAUGGGGCUUCUAAACAAGCCGCUCGGGACAAACAACUUCGUGACAAAGCUAUACCAGAUGAUAAACGACCCGAAGUCGGCGCAAUUCAUUUCGUGGACGGAGCUCGGCACCAGCUUCGUCGUGCAAAAUGUCGGCGAGUUCAGCCGCACAAUCCUCGGUUCGCACUUCAAGCACAACAACUUCUCGAGUUUUGUCCGCCAACUGAACAUGUACGGCUUUCACAAGAUCAACCGCCGCACUUCCGCGGACGUGCAGACGUGGGAGUUCUCGCAUCAUAAAUUCUUGCGCGGGCGUCCCGACUUGCUCGAGGAGAUUAAGCGUAAGGCGCUCGAGCCGGAUCCGGCGCUGAAACAUCGCGUCGAGCUUCCUGGCGAGGUCGCUGCGCAGCUUGCUCAGGCGCGGGAGGAUAAUCGCCGUCUUGCUGUGGCCGUUCACGCCGAGCGCGCGAAGGUCGAGCGUCUGGCGGUUGUGACAAAGGCCAUGUAUGACGUGAUGUCCCGCAGUUGGCCCGGCAGCAUUCCUAUGCCGUUCCCGAAUGAACUGCUUGAGUCGGCGGGCGACAGUCCCAACAUCUAUAUCACCUCUCCGACGCAUGGCGGGCCGCAUCCACCGUUUGCGCCGCCUUCGCUAUCAAUUGGCAGCUCGUCGCUGCACUCGCUACACUCCCUUUCGCCGAGCUCGAGUCCAACCGCUGCGGACUUCCCAUCUCACUCGCACACCCCCUCAUCACUCUCUCGUCAGCCAUCGUUUCAGCAUCUGCCUGGGUACGACGGCAUGCACCACGCUCACGCGCAUGCACUUGGGCAUGGGGUAUCCUCUGCGCGCUACGAGACAGCGCUAAGCACGCCGCUUCCGCCAUCGCCCGGGCUUGAUUUUGGGGAUGAUGGGCGACUGGGUGCAAAGCGGCAGCGUACGGGCACGGCCGCCGCAAGCGCGAGCGAGGCUAUGGCGAAGAAAGGCUCACGUGCAAGGAGCGAUUCUGCGCCGCUCGGGUACGGCUUAAACACCGGGUGGGCGCAGACGCGUCCACGCAGCGGGAGCGGGCUCGGACCGCGAGGUGGAGGCGGCGGAGGCGGCGGACGGAGGGACGAACCGCCGGUGCCAAACAUCGGAUCUCUGUCGAGGACACAUACCCUGCCAGCCCCGGUGCUGUCGAUACCCUCCGGUCCGAAGCAUUCGUCGAAUGUGUAUUAUCACGCGCUACUGUUGACACUGCAAGAACAAAACCACCCAUUCCAUACAUGCGUUGCGCCAAUGUACUCCCCUGGUCUAUAUCUCGAACUCGUCGUCUGCUGCUUGCGUGGUGAGGCCGAUCGCAGGAUGAACUUCAGCGUACAACCGCGAGCUACUGUCAGCUCCGACGCCACAGGUUCCCUGCCUGCCCCGCCCUUGUUCGGUCCCGCUAGAAUCGGUCUUUGGACGUGCUGCAGCGAAUAUGAACUUGAAGACCUGUCGAUCAGAGCUGAAAACGAGCAGAGAAGGGGGCCCUCAACCAAUGUGAACGGGCGUAGUUACACUACAGCGCCCGAUGGCAGCGAUCCGCGUUCCUCUCACGGCACGAAGCCGCGAAGCCUAUCACUUCUCGACACAUUCGAUGGCGGCCGUUCCGGGCCACGGGCGUCGUCGGUCUGCGUGCUUGGUCAAGAAGCUCGAGCGAAGGUUCGACCGCACGCAGAUAUCCAUCCUCCAAACGCGAGCGGUCAGUGUAUCAACGAGGAAGCCGCGCAGCCGCAUUACGGGAGUUGCGACACCGGUCCCAGGCCCAGACGCGCGCGCCACGCUGUAGUGCUGCCGGAGAUGGGAACUCGGCACACCGGAUUGGCCCUCACACGCCAUCACAGGAGGCUGGGGCGGCCCGUCUGCGGGCGAGAGGCGCCACGCCGCAGAGCUUUUUUUGCGAGCAGCGCGGGAGAACGCAUGUCCGAGUUGGCGAUGGCGCGCCUCGGACAAGCGAGCGCAAUCGUGGCCAUCUUCGCUAUUCAGAUAUACUUAGGCAAAUGA